Messenger RNA from Acanthosepion pharaonis, 651 nucleotides. Lineage: Eukaryota; Metazoa; Mollusca; Cephalopoda; Sepiida; Sepiidae. The record is from the annotation of a GenBank genome assembly.
AUGUUCUUUUGUCAAAUUAUGUUGGGUUUAAUAAAUUCCACGUACUCUUUUCCAUUUCUCUCUCUCUCUCUCUCUCUUUCUCUCUCUCGCACGCGCGCACACACACACACACCUCAAAACCAAAUACUUUCUUUUCCUAUUUCUCUUACUUUCGCUCUCUCACUCACUUCCUUCUCCGUUACCCCUCUCUCAUUUAGUCACUUCCUGAUUGGAACUCUCCUUUCUAGAAUGAUAUUCUCACUUUAUCUCUCCGUACGUCAUUUCAAUCUUUCCCUCUCCUUCUUAUUUCCUGCACCCCUCUCUCUCUCCCUCUCUCUCUCUCUCUCUCUCUUUCUUCUUUCUGCCUUUCAGUUUUUCUUUCUCUCAUUCGAUAUUUUUCUCAGUUUCUCUUUCAUCCUCCCUCUUUUCCUCUCUUUCCAUUCUCAGCUUCUCGCUCCUCUCUUUCCCCCUUCUCUAUCAUGUCUCUUCCCCACUUAUCUCUGCUUUUUAUCUUUUUACGUCCCUCAAUUCUUUUUUCUUCUUUUUCUCUCUUUGUUCCUCACCUUCUUACUUUCUUUCUCUACUUUUGUCCCGAUUUACUUUUCUCUUUCACACCCUUUCUCUCUUUCUCGCUUUCAAAUUAUAAUUCACCCCCUCUUUCUUUUUCCUUAG